AAACAUGGACCAAACUGAGAAGCCGCCGAUCCCAAGUGAUACCCACUAGUCGCUGGGCGCUCGCACUUUGAAUGUCCAAGUGUCCACUUUACUAUUUCUUCAGUGCUGUUUUCAUGCGUGCCUUGUGUUCCCAUUCGCUGUACCUCUCCCCCUCUCCCCUCUCGCUCUCUUCACUAUCUAUGGAGUUAAACCUUGAUGGUACACUUACAGAAGUUCCUCUUUGUUCGUUUUAAUCUUAUUCGUUUCACCUCUUCAAAGAACAGAGGACAGCAGCGUGCGUUUCUGCGGAUCGGUGUGAUGAGAGAUGGAGGAAGCUCCGCGGUUGAGCUGAAAACCUCUAUUUGUAGCGAGAGGUUUUCGUGGACGGUCGGCUGUCGGUGUUUUGCUUCCCCUUCUUGUACACACUCUUGGACGUUUCAUGCUUGGAGCUCUUGGACUUCAUGUUUAAGAAAGUUUCGAUAAUGUUUGUCAGAGGAUAUACGAACAGGUUUAUAUUUGUCUCGUCUACUUUGUUCUCGUUUAGAAGUCAUUUCAGUUAUGCCAAUUGACAGUAGACAACGAUGCUUAUUGUCAAAAACAAAUUCGUUCUAAAUUCAGGCAUUUAAACCGGCGUAACGUUAAACAAGUUACACUUGCUCAUGAACCAAGUAAGAUAAAAUAUAAUAUAAUAAAAAUAAACAUUCAUCCCAAAAUCGUCUCUGAGCUACAUUUGAUAUGCUAAACAUGUCUGGUAACAAUAAAUUAUUAGUUUGAAUGUCGCUGUAAUUGUCUACUGUACGCUAGAUGGCAGCCCGAUCCAGAUAUUAUAAGCCUGUAAAGCGGAGCCUUCGGCAUUCAUGUACAAAAAGCCGGGCUGCUCACGCAUUAUGGGCUACCGAAAACUUCCCUCGUUAAUAAAUCAUAUAAAACACUCUGAAACAUGACUUUUGUAUACUUUACAAUAUAAUAGUAGGAUUCGUCUCUCAUGUCCAUGCUAUCUGCUUGAUUUGUGUUCAGUGUCAAUGAUUUGGCAUUCCGUUAUUCUUAUUAUUUCAACAAUCAAUCUAGUGGUAGGCUAGUCGUGCGUCUCAAUACUUUUGAUUCAUCGUUUACACUGUUUUCUAAGAAGUAGGUGCAUUGUUGACAAUCAAAAAUAUGGUUUAUGCAUUGGUCUAAGCGAUUUCGAGCUCAUAUUUUUCUAUUUAAAUUACGUAAAGCAUUAAUGGAGACGUCAUAGUAAAAAUCUGGAGGGGGUAUUGGGUAUUUUUGUGCCACUAUAGCGUUGAACAAAGCACUGUAAACUUUGAGGGGCUCGCGCCAGUCCUUUCACGUCGCGCGCUUAGUUUAUAUUUCACGUGCGCGAAUAGUUCAGUCAUUGCUUUCAUCCCGUUUUUCGCCGCUUCUUUCUGGGGUUUCUUCCUCUUUUGUGACAAAAGAGAGUCCGUUCUAAUCGGGUUUCAAAGUAAAUAGCAUCGCAGGGCGAGCGCAAUGUAAAUUGUGCUUGUCAGAGCCCUCAGUCGUAGGUAGCGCGGAGCGAGGACUCUAACCAAUGGAGUGAAGGAGGCUUGGCUAACCUUAGCCUCCCAUUUUCUCUCUCCCCCCGCGAUGCAGGGUUCUGACCAGUCAGUCGCCUUUGAUUAUCAGUUGCCAGCAGCCCCUCUCUUGGCUCCUUGACACGAGCACCAUAUAAGGCGCAGCGAUCUCCAUAGAAACGUGUCAGUUUCAAUAGUAGUGUCAAAGUUCACUAUAUACAGACAUUCGCGCAGAUCUCCGUUUCGGAAACAUUGCUCCGCUGGUACUCCGUUAAAGCGCAUUCUUUUCUUCUUUUCUUUUUUGAGUCUCUGCUUCUUACAUAUUCCAUUAGUUUUUUUUUCUUUUCUUCUUCUUCUUCUUCUUCUUCUUCUUUUAUCCUCGCUCUGUUCCUACUGGAGAGGUGAAACUACAUGGGCACUUCGACGACGUUGUUGGGGUGGGGGGGGUUUCUGCUGGACCAGAUGAGCUUUAUUCAUGAACAUAGAUAGAGAAAUCCGUUCUUCAGUGUUUCCUCCACUGCAACCGCGAAGACGGAGAGAGGAGCAGGGAAGAAAAAAGAAGGGAAUUUAUUUUGCACAGCACUUUGGAUCUCCGCUGCUCCAGAAAGCUAUUAUUUUUUAUCCAAUAUCGAUGUGAAUUUUUUUUUAUUUUUUUUAUUGCGGCAUUUUUUAAGAAAACUGGUUUCUUUUCAUAACGUCUGGGAUCGCUUUCUCGAUACGCGAUUGGGUUCCCGAAUGGCUGACUGCAAUUUACCUUGGAACUGGCCUCCAGACAAUUGCAUAUCCUGAUCGGGUGCCUUUCUAUCGACUCCUGCAUUUUGAAUGUAUUGAUCAUUUUCUGCUCCUACUUUUUUGUUUUCUAUUAGAUUGAGUGCUCCGAUUUGACUUCGCGCUGCCGUUCGUCCAAGGCUUCCCUUUUCCCUGCUCCGAUAUCCGAGCGACCAGUUCGCUUGAAAGCACUUUUCGGGCCCGAGAUAUGGCAAUGGUAGUUAGCGUAUGGCGAGAUCCGCAGGAAGACGUGGCCGGAGGACCUCCGAGCGGCCCCAAUCCAGCAUCUCAGCCGGCGAGGGAGCAACAGCAGGCGGCGUCAGCAGCACCACACACUCCGCAGACCCCCAGUCAGCCAGGACCCCCGUCCACACCGGGCACGGCUGGCGACAAGGGCAGUCAAAAUUCUGGACAGAGCCAGCAGCAUAUAGAAUGUGUUGUUUGCGGGGACAAAUCGAGCGGCAAGCACUAUGGUCAAUUCACCUGCGAGGGAUGCAAAAGUUUCUUCAAGAGGAGUGUCCGAAGGAACUUAACAUAUACAUGUCGUGCCAACAGGAACUGUCCUAUUGACCAGCAUCAUCGUAAUCAGUGCCAAUAUUGUCGGCUAAAGAAGUGCUUAAAAGUGGGCAUGCGGCGGGAAGCGGUUCAGCGAGGAAGAAUGCCUCCAACCCAGCCGAACCCGGGCCAGUAUGCGCUAACGAACGGGGAUCCUCUGAACGGGCAUUGUUAUCUCUCCGGAUACAUCUCGUUACUUCUUCGGGCUGAGCCUUAUCCUACGUCUCGCUAUGGCAGCCAGUGCAUGCAGCCCAAUAAUAUUAUGGGGAUCGAGAACAUCUGUGAGCUUGCAGCUCGCCUGCUUUUCAGUGCUGUGGAAUGGGCGAGAAACAUCCCUUUCUUUCCCGACCUGCAGAUCACCGACCAGGUGUCCCUGCUCAGACUGACAUGGAGCGAGUUGUUUGUGCUAAACGCGGCGCAGUGCUCCAUGCCCCUGCAUGUGGCCCCGCUGCUCGCCGCUGCCGGCCUGCACGCUUCGCCGAUGUCGGCGGACCGCGUCGUGGCCUUCAUGGAUCACAUUCGUAUCUUCCAGGAGCAGGUCGAGAAGCUCAAAGCUCUGCACGUCGAUUCUGCAGAAUACAGCUGCAUCAAGGCAAUAGUGCUUUUCACAUCAGACGCUUGCGGCCUGUCGGAUGCUGCGCACAUCGAGAGCCUGCAGGAGAAGUCUCAGUGCGCCCUGGAGGAGUACGUGAGGAGCCAGUAUCCGAACCAGCCCAGUCGCUUUGGCAAGCUUUUGCUGCGGCUGCCAUCUCUCCGCACUGUCUCUUCGUCAGUAAUUGAACAGCUGUUCUUCGUUCGCUUGGUAGGUAAAACUCCCAUUGAAACCCUCAUCAGGGAUAUGUUAUUAUCCGGGAGCAGCUUCAACUGGCCCUACAUGUCCAUUCAAUGAUCCGAAUGAGCGAAUGAAACAAAAAAGACUAAAGGACCAAAAUUCUGCAACCCCUUUCAAGAAGACUAUAUAUAGGACCUCAUUUCUGACCACUUAGGAAGACUCUGUUUUUUGUCUUCUGGAACCGAAAAGGAACAUGUAAUGUACAAAGAUUAAAGGACUGGACUUGCUCCCGUGUAAAUCCAUCGUCGUCAUCAAGAAUACUCUCCAUUUUGUAAAAUACUAGUCUUUAUUUUCUUUUUUCUUCUUCUUUGUUUCUUUCUUUCUUUCUUUCUUUUUUUUAUUAUUUUUUUUUUUUUUUUUUUUUUUGCUUUUUGUUUUUUGUUUUUUUUUGUUUGUUGUUGUAAAGAACAAAAUACGUACAAAUAAAAUGAAGAACAUCAUAUGCGCAGUAAAUGAGCAAGACUUAUGAGGGAAAGUAAUGUUUCCAAGCAAUUAUAAGAAAUGUCCUGUGUCUAUGUAUCUGUUUUGUAUUUUUUCUGGUUCUAAACCAGUUUUUUCUGUGAUUCUAUACUAAUGAUUUUUGAUAUAACCUUUUGCUUCUUAUAAUGAGUGCGAUAUUUGUUGUUGAAGCUAUGUUCUCCAAGAAUUAAAAUUGAAGUGAGAAUUUAAAAAAUAAAGAAAACGUUAGACAAACAAGACACAGUCUAAUCGCAAUGACAAUAUCACUGAUGGUUGAACUUUGAUGCUAUGGACAUGCAACUUCGACUGACCUCAUGGACAUUUUAAGGAGAGGACACCGGUGAAACUUUCUUUCCUUGGUUGUGUGUGUGUGUGUGUGUGUGUGCCCGCGCGAGUGAGUGAGUGUGUUGAGUCAAUCAUCAGUCAGAGAAAAAAGACAUGAAAAUCAAAAGCACUUUUAAUAUAUCAUUUUCAAAUACAUUUUGUUUGUUUCGUCUUGAUAUUUUCGAUUUUUUUGGAUGUUGCCUUUCAUUUUUGCUCAAUCCAUGAUAUGCCUGUGCUGAAGGGUCGCGUGAUGAAGUUGUGUGAUGGUGACUAUACUAUUAAAAAGGAAAUAGGCAA
Molecule: messenger RNA, 4746 nt
Organism: Myxocyprinus asiaticus (Chinese sucker)
Lineage: Eukaryota; Metazoa; Chordata; Actinopteri; Cypriniformes; Catostomidae
Product: nuclear receptor subfamily 2 group F member 1-A-like
Exons: 3
Coding region: 2488-3723 (411 amino acids)
Biological process (GO): negative regulation of transcription by RNA polymerase II; anatomical structure development; cell differentiation
Molecular function (GO): RNA polymerase II cis-regulatory region sequence-specific DNA binding; nuclear receptor activity; zinc ion binding
Source: RefSeq, a predicted model, not a curated record